AUGACCAAAAAAGAUAGAAGAAUGAAAGAGGAUUUACUAAUUUUUGACGCGUUUGAGAUAAUCAGUGAUAUGGGAAUUGUCAAACGAAUAACAGCUUAUUCCAAGGUUUGUAAAAGUUCAAGACGCCCGCACGUUUUGAAAGAUAUCAAGUCAGAAGGAAGGGAAGAUCGCUUCUUUACGCUCAAAUCUUUGGGAGUUCCUAAAAAAAUUCAUUUACCAGUGGACGUUAUUGAACGUCAGAAAUUUUCCAAACGGGCAAAGUCACGAAUAAAGGGAUCUGCCAAUGAGAUUCUACAUAAGAAGCGAGAAGACUUUAAGAAAAGUCUAAAAUCGUUCAUCAACGUGGCGUUUCCAUCAACCACGAAUCCAUAUGGUUAUUUGAUGUCAAAUCCGGGUCCAGUAUUGAGUUUGGAAAAACUUUGUAGAGCGAAUCAAGGACUGAAACCACCAAAGUACAAGGAUUAUCUUGACCCAACACAUAACUUGCACUCGUGCACUUUAGAAUUUAAUGAUAAAAUUGAAAUUUCCGAUCCAAUGCCAACAAAGGUGUUGGCUAAACUUAAUGUCGCACAUAAAGCGUUAAUGAAAAUCAGGAGACGAGCGAAAAAGGAAGCUUCUAAAGGCAAUUCAUCGGAAGCAAGAAAUGCUAUAGCGGAAGCGAAAACAAAGAAGGAAAUGGCGAAAAAAAUGAAGUUCGCGAAAAUGAUGAUGGAAGAAACGAAAGUGACAAAGGUUAAUCACAUAAGAGACAAACCACCAAAAGAUUUUUACCAAAAUCCUCGAGUUCGAAAGUUAUGGGCAAAUAAGAGGGUUGAGCCAAAGGAUGAUUGGUUCAUGGAAAAUGUCAGUUGUAGAAAUUUCUCCCUAUUUAAAAGUUUCUACCCUAAUAUUGAUGAAUCUGAAUUAAUGACCAAGAAACGAAAAGUUAUCGAUUGGAAUGAUUCGAGAACAUUUCAAGAAGUUGAUACUCGGAGCAUCAAGAGGAUUCAGUUGGAAAAAGAGAAUGAAACUGUUGUCGAUGUUAUCGAUGAUGUCGCUAUUAAUAGCAAUGUGGGUUUAAACUUUAUAACAGAAAUCGUCACACCGAUUACGGGCAGUAUGUCAAAAAAUGUGGUCCAAGAACCUCAAAAAACUGAGAAGCCGGUACUUCUUCGAAUCCAAGAUAUAUUGGGAGUAAUUAGUGGACUACCUUCAAUCGCAUCAGAAGAUCCUUUGAGAAAAAUUGGUACACGCGAAAAGUCCGUAAAAAGCAUCAAAGCCGCCGAAAAUGAGAAGAGGAGGAUAAGAAAUCAAUCAAACGAGUCGAAGUUUAACAGCAUGCUUCAGUUAAGAUAA
This is a messenger RNA of Funneliformis mosseae, 1335 nucleotides long. NCBI's taxonomy places the organism in Eukaryota, Fungi, Glomeromycota, Glomeromycetes, Glomerales, Glomeraceae. The record is from the annotation of a GenBank genome assembly.